This is a messenger RNA of Medicago truncatula (barrel medic), 726 nucleotides long. RefSeq names its product early nodulin-like protein 1. The coding region runs from base 67 to 609 and encodes 180 amino acids. Gene Ontology annotation, cellular component: plasma membrane. The record is from RefSeq and is a predicted model, not a curated record. Lineage: Eukaryota; Viridiplantae; Streptophyta; Magnoliopsida; Fabales; Fabaceae. Gene Ontology annotation, molecular function: electron transfer activity. The transcript has 2 exons.
GGAACCACAUCAAUAACAAAACUAAAUCUCUACACACACCACAUUCAGUUAUCAGAAAAAGUCACCAUGGCUGUGUUCUCAAGAACUGCUUCUGCUUCUCUAUUGUUCUUGUUCCUUCUCUUUGGUUUCUCUGCAGCUAAGGAACUAUUGGUUGGAGGCAAGAUAGAUGCAUGGAAGGUUCCAUCUUCUGAAACAGACUCACUCAAUCAAUGGGCAGAAAAGUCUCGUUUCAAAGUCGACGAUCAUCUUGUAUGGAAAUAUGAUGGAGGGAAAGACUCAGUUUUGCAAGUAAACAAAGAAGAUUAUGCUAAUUGCAACAGCUCAAACCCCAUUGAACAGUACAAUGAUGGGAACACGAAGGUGAAGCCAGACAGACCUGGACCAUUUUACUUCAUCAGUGGAGCAAAGGGUCACUGUGAGCAGGGACAAAAGCUCAUUGUGGUGGUUAUGUCUCCAAAGAAAAGAUCCAUUGGAGUUUCACCUGCACCAUCUCCAGCAGAGUUGGAAGAAGGUCCAGCUGUUGCACCAACUAGCAGUGCGCCAGUGUUGCGAACUGGACUUGUGACUGUUUUAGGACUGUUGGCUAUUUAUGUGGGUUUUCUCAUAUGAAUCACUGCACCUAAUUAGGAUGUAGUGAAGUUAUUAUUGUGAUUCUUUUUUUCUUUUGUAGCGAUUCAUUAUUUUUUUCCAAAGCUAUGAAUAAAAACUUGAUAUAGGAUUCUUAUA